Messenger RNA from Lytechinus variegatus (green sea urchin), 858 nucleotides. RefSeq names its product deleted in malignant brain tumors 1 protein-like. Bases 1 to 858 code for a protein of 285 amino acids. The transcript has 6 exons. Lineage: Eukaryota; Metazoa; Echinodermata; Echinoidea; Temnopleuroida; Toxopneustidae. The record is from RefSeq and is a predicted model, not a curated record.
AUGGACGACCGGAAGUGGUUUCUGCUUUAUUUUCUCAUCUCUUUGCUUUUGCAAUGCUCUCCAUCCCUACAAGGUCCUGAGUCAACAACAGACAGUUGGUGGCAACCACAAACGUCCCCAUGGUGGUGGUGGAAUACAGAUCGACCUGAAUAUACUACGGAAAAUAGAUGGCAACCACAAACUACUCCAUGGUGGUGGUGGAAUACCGAUAGACCGACCGCAGACGGCCCUGAUUAUACAACAUGGAUGUGGGGCACACCAAACCUGCCUGUCGUCGGAGAGGAGAAUGUGACUCUGGCGGUUGGGGUUACUCAGACUAUCUCCUCUCAUAACUAUCCUUCGAAUUAUCCAAACAAAGUUCGCUAUAACUGGUACAUCACUGCUCCUCCGGGUUAUGAUGUUAUUGUUGACUUUCUUGACUUCAAGCUUGAAUCAUGCUGCGAUUUUCUCCGAAUUGGUAUCGGAGAAUCCCCAUCGUCUCCCGGAAGUGUUACCCUGGCUACCCUCACCGGUUCUUCUCUACCGUCUGAUAUGAGAUUAUAUUCUUCCCCAAGUUGGAUGAUGUUCAACACCGACUCUUCAGUCACUUAUAGAGGAUUUCAACUACGUUUAAGUCUUACUAACGAAAACACAGGUAUUACCUUGAUUUUUACUAUUAAUUUCAAUAUAAAUGAGAAAAUGAAGGCCUGCAGAACAGAGUGUAGUCCACCGGCUCAAUCAUGGAUCCGAAAACACAUGAUUCCCUGUUUUUUGCAUGGAAAUGGAAACAUGUUAAUAGUAACCAAAUGUGUUGGGACAGUGACUCUUUCCCGAAGCGACUUAAAUGUUGAAUCAGUGAAAUUUUGUCACAUCCACUGA